ACGAACGCGCAGGGGUGGGAGGAGGUCAUAUGUCAGCUAAACCUUUUGAGUCAUCAGGGGCUCCUGAGACGCAAUCGUGUCUCCCGAGGUGCUACAGCCCCCACUCCUCAGCAAUACGGGCCUGGAGGGCGGGGCUGGAAGGGGUAGGACAUCUUCAGCCCGCCCCGCCUCCAUUGGCUAGGGAGCCGGGGGCGGGGCGGGGCGCGGCUGCCAGAUGUUGGGGCGGCAGCUACCAAGAGCGAGGAGCCUGGGAGUAAGGCAAGGGUGAGGACGCCGCUGGCGGGCCGAUCCGGCCCACUCUGCGCUGCUCUCGCGGGUGAUCGAGAAGAAGCUGAAGCACCUGGAGAGACUACAGCACUAGCACCAACAUGCACAGCGCUCGACUUGACAGCUUCCUGAGCCAGCUCCGCUGGGAACUGUUGUGCGGUCGGGACACAGGCUCGCCUCCAAUGUCUGGCCCACUGCAACCCAAAUCCAAAAGUGAUCCAAGUGUACAGCCCAACCGCCAGUUCAGGGCCUCAGAUGCUCUGGAUGAGGAUUCUGUCUGCUGUGUGGAAGAGGAGGAAGAGGAAUCCUUGGUAGCUGAAGACAAGGGUGUAUCCUUGCGAUGCCCUAGGGAACAUGCCCUAGACUGGGACUCUGGUUUUUCAGAAGUGUCAGGCAGUACAUGGCGAGAGGAAGAGCUGUCUGUACCCCGGCGCCAAGAACCCUCAGGACGGCCACCUCAUAGCCAGCGUUUUUCAGUCAGUGACCUCCCCCUGCGUAGCAGGGCAACUGUAACCGGCAUACCACCUGCCCACCGUCCUCGGCCCAAGUCCACUCCGGAUGCUUGCCUGGAACAUUGGCAGGGGCUGGAAGCAGAGGACUGGACAGCAGCACUGUUGAACAGGGGCCGCAGUCGGCAGCCCCUGGUGCUAGGGGAUAACUGUUUUGCUGAUUUGGUUCACAACUGGAUGGAGCUGCCUGAGGCAGCCAGUGAGGGGAGCGAUGGUGGCAUACCCCGAGCCCGUGCUCGACCCCCUCAGUUCCUGCUUGGCCUCUCUGAACAGCUACGGCGUCGGCUGGCCAGAGCUCGCCGGACAGCUAUGGCAGGAAAGCGGCUAUCAUGCCCACCUCGUUCAGAACCUGACCUGCCUUCGGACAUCUCACGAUUUACAGCCCUCAUGAACUGUCGCAGCCGCCAACCCAUCAUCUACAGUGAUGUCAGUCACCUCUGACCCUGCCCUCCAUCCAGGGACAAUAAAGGCCUUUUUCUAGA
Phodopus roborovskii (desert hamster) is the source of this 1258-nucleotide messenger RNA. It is a transcript of the gene Inka1, whose product is annotated as inka box actin regulator 1. NCBI's taxonomy places the organism in Eukaryota, Metazoa, Chordata, Mammalia, Rodentia, Cricetidae. The record is from RefSeq and is a predicted model, not a curated record. The transcript is spliced from 2 exons. Gene Ontology annotation, molecular function: protein kinase binding; protein serine/threonine kinase inhibitor activity. Gene Ontology annotation, cellular component: nucleus. Bases 369 to 1217 code for a protein of 282 amino acids.